CUUACGCUUCAAUUCAAAAUUCCAUGCCCUCCUCUCACCCAAAUCACCUACUGAAGAAGCAAACAAGGAAAAGAGAAGAAAAGGAAGAUUCAAAAGAAUCCAUCAAAGGAGGGUUUUGUUGGAAAUAAAAUUGAAGUGAUGAGUAAUGCAUUGCUGUUCAUGUCAUGUGAGCUCUUAGCCUCUGCUUUUCUGCUUUGCACAAACAAAAGAUUUUGGACCACUGUGAAGCAUUAUGAGGAGGAGUAGAACUGAAAAGGGGAGGAGGGGUAAAUCUACGCCGAACUUUGGAAAGGUAAUGAAGUGCCUCUGCUCUGGAGAGCAAUUAAGAGCAGCAGAUGAAAUGGUUCCUUCAGAAAAUGAAUCCAUUGCAACCAAGGAUCGUACAACAAGUGAGUCUUCAUCUCGAGCUGUCGAGGUUACAAAGAAACCACACACUGGCAAUAUAGAAGAAGCUGAGUCAUCUCUGCGUGAGAGUGGUUGCUUGAACUAUGAGGAAGCAAGAGCGUUAUUAGGAAGAUACGAAUAUCAGAAAGGAAACAUAGAAGCUGCUUUACAUGUAUUUGAAGGAAUAGAUAUUGCUGCAUUGACUCCGAAGAUAAAAAAUACCCUUGCCAGAGGAGGUGAGCGGCGUAGGAGACGUUCUCAAAGUUUUUCUACCCCGCCAAUGUCUAUAAAUGCUGUAACUUUACUUCUGGAAGCAAUACUUCUUAAAGCAAAAUCAUUGCAGGAUCUUGGGAGGUUUAAAGAAGGUGCUCAAUCUUGCCAGGUUAUUCUGGACGUUGUUGAAUCUUCAUUACCAGACGGCUUGCCUCAAAACUUUGGUGCUGACUGUAAAUUGCAGGAGAUUGUAAGUAAGAGUGUUGAGUUGCUCCCAGAAUUAUGGAAACUUGCUGAUUGUCCGCAUGAAGCUAUCUUGUCCUACCGACGGGCUUUACUCCAUCACUGGAACCUUGAGGUAGAAACUACUGCAAAGAUUCAGAAGGAGUUUGCUGUUUUUCUUCUUUAUAGUGGAGCUGAAGCAAGCCCCCCAAACUUCCGCUCCCAAAUGGACAGUUCAUUUGUACCCAGAAACAGUUUAGAAGAGGCUAUUCUUCUGCUAAUGAUACUACUAAGAAAAGUGUGUCUUAAAAGAAUUCACUGGGAUCCAUCAAUCUUGGAUCAUCUUUCAUUUGCUCUAUCUGUAUCAGGGGAUACCAGGGCUUUAGCUAGUCAAGUUGAAGAAUUGCUACCUGGGUUUAUGGAUCGGAAAGAAAUAUUCUACAAACUAGCUCUCUGCUACUACGGAGCAGAUGAGCAUUCAGUUGCUUUAAAUCUACUGAGGAGAUUGUUGAGUAAAAGCGAGGAUCCAAUGUGCUUUCCAGCUUUGUUAUUGGCAUUGAAGAUAUGUGGGGAAAACCCCAGUCAUGCAGAAGAAGGGGUAGGUUUUGCCCUUAGAGCCAUUGAAAGUUUGGAUGGUAAGUGUGAUCAUUUGAAAAGUACCGCCGCUUGUUUAUUGGGCAUAUCACUUUCAGCGCAUUCUAAAUCAGCGGUUGCUGAUUAUGAGAGAGUGAAAAGACAGGCUGAGGCACUUCAGGCCCUGGAAACUGCAGGGAGAAUGACAUCAAUGAGUGACCCUAUUAUUCUUUACCAUCUCAGUCUAGAAUAUGCUGAGCAGAGAAAGUUGGAUGCUGCAGUUGAUUGUGCAAAGCAAAUGUUAAAGCUGGAAGGUGGGUCUAAUAUUAAAAGUUGGUUAUUGUUGAGCAGAAUACUGUCAGCUCAGAAACGGUUUGUGGAUGCUGAAACAAUCAUAGAGGCUGCUUUGGAUCAGUCAGGGAAAUGGGAACAAGGUGAAUUACUGAGAACCAAAGCGAAACUUCAAAUUGCACAGGGUCACUUUAAAAAUGCCAUUGCAACCUACACUCAACUUCUCGCUUUUCUUCAAGUUCAGAGUAAAAGCUAUGGUUAUGGGAACAAGCUUCUAAAGAGUAAUGGAAAUUUUUCUGGAAGGUUGGAAUUGGAAAUAUGGCAUGAUCUGGCAUAUGUCUACAUAAAUCUUUCACAAUGGAGUGAUGCUGAGAUUUGUCUUUCCAAAGCUAAAGCCAUAAAUGCUUACUCUGCUAAUAGAUGUCAUGCCACAGGUGUGCUUUAUGAAACGAAGGGCCUCUAUAAAGAAGCUCUAAGAGCUUUUUCAGAAGCUUUGGAUAUUGACCCUUCCCAUGUACUGAGCUUAAUCUCUACAGCUGUUGUCCUCAGACGGCUUGGUGAUCGCUCACACCAUUUGUACACUGUUGUCCGAAGCUUUCUGAUGAAUGCAUUAAGUCUUGAUAGAACGAACCAUUCUGCAUGGUAUAACCUUGGCCUUCUGUACGAAUCCCAGGGCACCCCAUCUUCUUCAUUAGAGGCUGCGGAAUGCUUUGAGGCUGCAGUCUUUCUUGAAGAGUCUGCUCCUGUUGAACCCUUCAGAUAGCCACACAUACAUUCAUGCAAACCUUUCUCAACUUCAAAACCAUUUCCCGCAUACAAAAACAUCCAUUUUCUGAUUUGGUUGAGUUACCAUUCUCAGGCUGCGUCAUACGGUCGGGAUAAAAGUAUAGAUAUAUCGAAUCCCGCUAUACAGUGAUGACUGCAUCACCCCAAUAUAGUAACUAUUUUAUACAAUGCCUUUGCUCGUAUGGAGAUAUUUGUUCUCCUAUGUAGUCUUAAACUAUAUUGUUGUAACUUUCUUUAUUCUUUUAAUACCACCUUUUCAU
This is a messenger RNA of Prunus mume (Japanese apricot), 2729 nucleotides long. It is a transcript of the gene NPGR2, whose product is annotated as no pollen germination related 2. NCBI's taxonomy places the organism in Eukaryota, Viridiplantae, Streptophyta, Magnoliopsida, Rosales, Rosaceae. The record is from RefSeq and is a predicted model, not a curated record. Gene Ontology annotation, molecular function: protein binding.